CUCGCCCCCGUCACAUGCUCUUGUUCCUCUCGGCCUCCCCGCCUCUCUCCUAUAUAUCCACCACCGGCUUUCUCCGCUCAACCCACAGCCGAGCAAAGCGGCAGGCGUAGCUUUCUCCUGCUGUAAAAUCCCCCGAGUUCUAAGGGUUGGAGUUUGGAAGUAACCGUUGCAAGGAGAUGGCGUUCCGGAGGUCGAACAAGCUGCCGCAGGCCGCGGCCAUCAAGCAGAUACUGAAGAGGUGCUCGAGCCUGGGGAGGAGGCAGCAGCCGGCGGACGUGCCCAAGGGCCACUUCGCGGUGUACGUGGGCGAGAGCCGGAGCCGGUUCAUCGUGCCCAUCUCCUACCUCACGUACCCGGAGUUCCAGAGCCUGCUGCGGCAGGCCGAGGAAGAGUUUGGCUUCGACCACGACAUGGGCCUCACCAUCCCCUGCGAGGAGGUCGUCUUCCGCUCCCUCACCUCCAUGCUUCGUUGAGGCAAUGCACCAUCAUCCGGGACUCCGUUUGUUUAUUCUUUUUUGCCUCCAUUCCGAUGGGGUGGUUCACUAGAAUGUAGCUGUUCUUGCUCGAUCGAAACCUACGCUGCGUGGGUUGUAUUUGUACAUCUCCGAGCGGCGUGCCCGCGGUUUGCCGCCCUGUGAGAACUAAUUAAUUUACUUGCAAGGAGUACAGCAGAGGGGGCACCUUCCCCUGUUCAUAC
Musa acuminata subsp. malaccensis (wild Malaysian banana) is the source of this 697-nucleotide messenger RNA. Its product is annotated as protein SMALL AUXIN UP-REGULATED RNA 51. Lineage: Eukaryota; Viridiplantae; Streptophyta; Magnoliopsida; Zingiberales; Musaceae. Gene Ontology annotation, biological process: response to auxin. The record is from RefSeq and is a predicted model, not a curated record.